ACAGCUUAUCAAAUACAAUCGUCUCAUGUUGGUAACACUGUUACCGUGUAUCACUGCGGAGUGCGCACGUGGGAUCGCAUAUACAUGCGUUUAUACAUAGACAAUUAUAGGCGUGGGUGCUUGUGAUCGCGUGUGAUAUGUUGUGCGUUUGACGUAGGACACGUCCAUCGCAUUAUUCGUCGAAAAAAUAAAUAGUUAUCUGUGCUGUUGAUCUGUAAUAGAUUUUGAGAGAUGUUGCAUGAUGAAGAGGAUGAAAAGCCUUUAAAUUUCCAUGAUAUGGAAUUGGACGAUCGAAUUUUGAAGGCAGUUGCAAAAUUAGGAUGGAUAGAACCAACCUUAAUUCAGGAGAAAGCUAUUCCCUUACUGUUAGCAGGAAAAGAUGUUCUCAUAAGAGCAUGGACUGGUUCAGGAAAAACUGCUGCUUUUGCCAUUCCUGUAAUUCAGAAGAUACUAAACUCCAAGAUUACGGCAAAGGAGCAAACAGUGAAAGCACUUGUCUUGGCACCAAGUAGAGAGCUGUGUUCACAAAUCCAGAGAAAUUUCUCAGAACUCGCUAUAAAAUGUUCUCAAGAAGUUCAGUGUGUUGAUAUUUCAUCUCAGGUAUUUACCAAUCUGAAACGAAAGAAAGAUAAGGAAUCUGGAGUGUCAAGAGGUAUCGACUUCCAAUUUGUCUCUAAUGUAUUGAACUUUGAUUUUCCUCUGGAUGUAAACUCUUAUAUUCACAGAGUUGGCCGCACUGCCAGAGGAAAUAACUCUGGUACAGCAUUGUCAUUUGUUAGUAUGAGAGAAAUGCCUUUAAUGAAGAAAGUAGAAGCUGCUUUACAGCCCUUGGAUGCAGAGGAAAGUUUUUUCAAGGCAUAUGAGUUUAAAAUGGAAGAAGUAGAAGGUUUUCGCUAUCGUAGUAAAGAUGCAUGGCGAGCUGUGACACGUGUUGCAGUGAGAGAAGCUCGCCUAAAGGAAAUCAAGCAGGAGAUAAUGAACUCUCAAGUUCUCAAAGGUUACUUUGAGGAUAAUCCGAAUGACUAUAAUACUCUCCGGCAUGACAAGGCAUUGCACACAGUGCGCUUACAGCAACAUCUUACAAAUGUGCCUGAGUAUUUGGUACCUAAUGAAUUGAAACAGCUUACCAACACAUCUACUCGGAAACGAACAGCAAGGGAUCCUGUUAUUCAUUUAACACACACAAAAAAGAAAUUUCAGAGAAAUAAGGCCAAUCCGUUAAUGAGCUUUGAAUUCAAGGGUUUCAAGAACGAUAAACAGCGGAAAGAUCAAACAAAGCCACACAAAUCAAAGAAAAAAAAAGACAUAGAAUUUAUAGAUGAAUGAUCAUUCUCUCCUUUUUAUCAUGUAUCAAAGACAUGAAUAUAAGUUUAAAAAUACUUUUACUUUGUUAAAUGCACCACGUUUUAUUAUUUAUGAACCAAUCUUCUAUACCACAGUAGAUUUUAGAAAUUCAAUUCCUUGUUGAUAUUACAAUAUUAGUAUUGCUAUAUGUGUUAUGUAAAUAAUAAUCAUCAGUGAAACAACUACAGCACAUCAACAAAGUACCUUGAAUUGAAACAGGCUAGUUUUCUCUGAGUGGAUCAGCUGUGGAUGAUGACUGUAGAAUAACAGUAGUAAUAAAGAAAGUUAUAAUGAUGAAAAUGAGAAUUACACUAAUUGGUCUGUUCUGGGCUCUGCCGAAGUCUUUGUUACUUGCCUCAAAGUUUAUGAACAUUCACUCCAGACGCACUCAGCAGAAAGAAAUGGUUCCUUCCCACAUCUCUUCUUUUCUAACCUUAUUAAUCUAACUAUAUCCCUGUGCUAAGCUAUCCACUACCAAA
This is a messenger RNA of Gryllus bimaculatus (two-spotted cricket), 1823 nucleotides long. NCBI's taxonomy places the organism in Eukaryota, Metazoa, Arthropoda, Insecta, Orthoptera, Gryllidae. The record is from the annotation of a GenBank genome assembly.